AAGAAAGUCUCCAACCUGCAUUACGUCGACUUAAACAGGGGAAAUUCAGCUUCAAAACCAGAUUUUUCAUUGGUCGCUUUCUGGUUGCACUCUGAGUCAUCUCAACGAAAAAGUCGAAAAUGAAACAACAACAUGUUGAUAUUGAUUUGUCGACUGAUAUCAGAUUACUUGAGAUAAAUUUAUGCAGAUUGCUUCCACGAAGCUGUUAGCUGUUGUGUCACACAAGGCGAGCAUAAGGUUUAUGACAGUUACCGGUCGUUUUGUUCCGGACAGACCUUCAUUCGUUAAACCUCGUUCCUGUCAAUAUGGAUUUGGACCUUGGAAACAGAAACCCACCGUCUGGCGAAUGGAAUGUCGAAUUUUCCACUACCCCAAGUGUUGUAAACAAAACAGAAACUGCGUCUCAAGUCAUCGCUGGGUUUUAUGCAUUGCUCUUCUACCUCGCCCUACUUACCUUGAGCAUACUUGGCGUUUGUUUCAGAGCUUGUGCCCAGAUGCUUUCAUCCUGCGCCACCUCUGCCCUCUUUUUAAUAGGGACAUUGUUAGCCUGUGUAAAUGUGUUCUGCAAUUCGCUCAACUCAGAAGUUAGAGUAUACUUCCGCCUGCCCACGGUUUUUCUUGUUGGAAUCGUCUUUGUUUUGGCUGGGGCGGUAUUUUUCUUCUCGAAAGCUGAAAACGUGGCCCAGCAAACUACCUUAGCAAGACAGCAACCCUCAAUGGGACUUGUUGUUGGAGUAAUAUCCUACGCUUUGAUCAUCAUCGAGAUAUUUCUCCUUGCUGCGGCUUGUGCUUCAAAGAACGACGGCGAUCAAAAUUCUUGGGCUGUUCUCGCAGACAAGACAACGUUUCUCGUCCAGAAGGUUAUCCAAGCAAUCGUAUAUAUCUUGUUGUUAAGAUAUAGGACAAUCUGUCCAACGUACAAAGAAAGUGCUAAGUUUUAUUUAAAGACCCUGGCGUUUUUUAAUUUUAUCGAAUGGGUAGACUCCCAA
Molecule: messenger RNA, 989 nt
Organism: Stylophora pistillata
Lineage: Eukaryota; Metazoa; Cnidaria; Anthozoa; Scleractinia; Pocilloporidae
Source: RefSeq, a predicted model, not a curated record